Messenger RNA from Serpula lacrymans var. lacrymans S7.9, 1116 nucleotides. RefSeq lists its product as uncharacterized. The record is from RefSeq and is a predicted model, not a curated record. The coding region runs from base 24 to 980 and encodes 318 amino acids. NCBI's taxonomy places the organism in Eukaryota, Fungi, Basidiomycota, Agaricomycetes, Boletales, Serpulaceae. The transcript has a single exon.
CCGAGAAGGAUCUUUUGGACAGGAUGGGCGAUAUGACAUUACUCGCCUGUUUCGGACUUUUUGCCAAUCCCACUACUGUCUGGCGCGAAUAUAGUUCGAUGCACAUCGACCAAGGAUUGAGGUACUAUAAUCCUCUGAAAGGCAUUACGAGUACCGUGGAAGUAGGACAAGUACAUCAAUUCCUUGUGGCUUUAAGCAAGGGAUACACUAAAUCAGGUAUUGUGGUGCGACUAAAAACGCUCCCCAAAAGACAAUGGCUUCCGACUUCGUUCUCUUGGGAGUGGUUUAUUGUCAGGCCCUUGUUAUUGAUAGUCAUGAUUUACGUCGCUGGCGUGACGUUAGAUUACGUAGCCAUUGGGGCGCUAUGUUCACUUCUUGUGGGACAAGCCAUUGCAGUCGUGACUAGCAUUGCGGACGGCCCACUAACGCGGACGGAGGAGCAAACAGAGGAGCAGUCAAAUGUAUUCUUUAUGGCUAAUGGUGUGACCAUCAUCGUCAAGGCCCCAGGUCAACUCUUUAUCGAAGCCACGUCGUUCAAAGUACCAGGGAAAGCCAACUCACCAGAAUCCUUGCGGCUCGUUUCCAUGAUGUUCUUCAUGGGAGGUGUGCUUCUUGUUGGAAUGUCUGGGAUGUUGUUCCGGAUCUCGUAUCUUGCUGGGCAUAUAAUCCAAGCCGGCAUACUGGUACUUGCCCGUCGGCGGUCAUUACGACAGCAAACUGUGAAUAGGGUGGAGUGGAUCGUGGAGACCGACAAGGUCCAGGGGUCGCUGAAUUGCAGGAGAGACAGCUAUGUGUGGGCUGUUAGGGAAGUACGGCGGCAGCCCUGGGAUGAUAUGGAAUGGCUGCGGAUAUGGAACCUUGCUACUGGAGAAACAUUUUCCUACGUAGAACAGGCGCUAGCGAGUAGUAUCAGCUCAAACGACGAGGAUAGGAGCAUAGAGGAUGGGGUUGUUACCAUACCUCAGGCUCAUAAUACUUAAGUUAUUCCUACCACAAUCUCUCGUCCGUCUUGCCAUUAGUGUUUCUCACCUUCAGCGUUCAUUUCUUCCAUUUCUUGUACUUGUAACUUUGUAAGAUUAUAUAGGUUUUAUCUCUUGAAUUUAUUCUUAACCUAGG